AUGAAGAACAACACCAUCUCCACCACGCAACCUGGCGACAUGGAGCACGCGAUCGCCAUCUCGCCCGUCCCCGCCGCCGCCCAGACGACGACUGCCUCCGCCCAAGAGGACGCCACCAACGAGAAGUGUAACGCCACCACCGCCCCCAACGCCACUAUCGCCGUCGCCGCCUCGGCCGAGCUGGCGGGUGGCGGCACCCGUCGCAUGCUGCAACAGCGCCACAUCCAGAUGAUGGCUCUUGCCGGGACCGUGGGCACCGGCCUGUUCCUCUCCACCGGCCGGGCCCUGGCCGCCGGCGGGCCGCUGGGUCUACUGCUCGGGUACGCCCUCAUCGGCACGCUCGUCUGCGCCGUCGUUUUUUCGGUGGCGGAGAUGAGCGCGCUGGUGCCGCUGUCGGGCGGCGUGGUGCGGCACGCCGCCCUGUUCGCAGACCCGGCGCUGGCGUUUGCGCAGGGCUGGAACAGCGUGUACUCGAAUGCGGUGCUGCUCCCGGCGGAGAUGGCGGCGUGCGCCGUCAUUCUCGACUACUGGGGCCAUGCGAUCCAUCACGCCGUGUGGAUCACGGUGCUGGGCGGGCUGCUGGUGGUGAGCAAUCUGUUCCUGGUGAGCGUCUACGGCGAGUUGGAGUUUGCGUGUGCGCUGCUCAAGAUGGCGCUCAUUAGUAUAUGCAUCACCGCCGGCGCAGGUCCCAGCGGUCACGCCAUUGGCUUUCGGUACUGGCGCGAUCCUGGCCCGUUUGCGCAGUUUGAGCACCUCCCCGGCGCCGGCGGCCGCUUCCUCGGCUUCUGGCGUGUGCUCCUCAGCGCGGCCUAUGCUUUUUCCAACGUCGAAAACGUGUCCGUCGCCGCCGCAGAGACGCAGAACCCGCGGCACAACAUCCCCAAGGCGGCGCGGCGCGUCUUCUGGCGCGUCUUGCUGCUGUAUCUGGCCACCGUUCUGUGCAUCGGGCUCGUGGUCCGGUCGGACGAUGAGGCGCUCAUGGCGCGCUCGGGCGAUGCUGGCGCGAGCCCGUUUGCGAUUGCGGCCGUGCGGGCGGGUAUCAAGGUGGUGCCAUCCAUCAUCAACGCCGUCGUGGUGACGAGCGCGUGGAGUGCCGCGAAUUCAGCCAUGCUGGUUGGCACACGCACGCUGUACGGCCUGGCGCUCGACGGCCACGCACCGCGCUUCUUCACGUGGACGAACCGCUUCGGCGUGCCGUGGACGUGCGUCGCCGCCGUGGCCGUGCCGCUGCCGCUCGGCUUCAUGACGCUGUCGGCCGGCGCGGCCGCCGUCUUUGGCUGGCUGCAGGACCUCGUCGCCGCCGCCACGCUCGUGCACUGGAUCACGAUUGCGCUCGUCUACCUGCGCUUCCACUACGGCGCCCGCGUGCAGGGCAUCGCCCGCGAGGUGCUGCCGUGGAAGGCGCCGUUCCAGCCGUACGGUGCCUGGGUGGCGCUCGUGUCGUGCGUCGUGCUGCUGCUCACGGGCGGCGUCCCGCUGCUGGUCGGAGGCCGCUGGAGCCCCCAGGAUCUGUUCUCAGCGUACUUCAACGUCCCGCUCAUCUUGGCGCUGUAUUUUGGGUACAAGACGGCGAGGGGCACCAAGGUGGUGCCGCUCGGGGAGCUGCCGAUUCGACACUUUGUGGAGGUGCUGCGCAGGGAGGAGCCAGAGCAGCUGCCGCCGCCGCCGCGAGGAUGGCGCAGGCUCAAUGUGCUCUGGGGGUGA
This is a messenger RNA of Cordyceps militaris CM01, 1704 nucleotides long. Its product is annotated as amino acid/polyamine transporter I. The record is from RefSeq and is a predicted model, not a curated record. The coding region runs from base 1 to 1704 and encodes 567 amino acids. Gene Ontology annotation, biological process: amino acid transmembrane transport. Gene Ontology annotation, molecular function: amino acid transmembrane transporter activity. Gene Ontology annotation, cellular component: membrane. Lineage: Eukaryota; Fungi; Ascomycota; Sordariomycetes; Hypocreales; Cordycipitaceae. The transcript is spliced from 3 exons.